GGAAUGCUGUCGAAGCAUAGCCAAAGAUUGACCAUGAAACUUACGUAGGGAAUUUAGGAUGAAAAUUUGAUGUUCGAAGGUGAGGAGAAAAUGGUUCUAAAGAGGAAAACUGUGACAUAACGAAGGAGGAAAGAUAGAAAGAAGGAAGACGAGAUAAAGAUGAUGACUAUAGCCAUGAUUGUACGAUGACUUGUGAGAGGUUUGCUGCAAAGAGUGACUCGAAUUGGAGCUCAACGGAGAAGAAAGAGGACAAAAAUGGAAGAAAAGAAAAAGCCAUGUGACAAAUUGUAAUAAAAAUGGAAACUUAGUUAACGGAGUUAACUUUUCAAUUAACGGACGAAGGCAAAUUUAUUUACCUUUUUGUAGUAAUAUGUAUUUUGAUUAACGGUAAAAAUCAUUGAAGACCCGUGGAGAAGACUGGUAGCAGAAGCGGAGCGAAAGAACUCAACAACAAAGAAAAAGAAAACUUGUAGUGCUAAUAAUAAUUUUUUUAAAUUUCUUACGCCUGAUCUGCUCUAAGCUCAACAGUCAACCGUUCCUCUUAGAACCCUAAUUCAGGGUCUUCAUGCUUGGCAAACUCUUGAUUCAGGAUUCCACUAAAGCAUCAUGAAUUACCUAGUAGGAGCUUUCAAGCCGCCAUGUAAUAUUUUCAUUUCAUUUGCAGAUGGAAGAAGCCGUAAGCAGGUUCCACUAAAGAAGGAAAAUGGGAAAACAGUUAUGGUUGCUCUCUUCCAAAGCCAAGAAAACAUUGUAGGAGAGGUAGUUAUAGAACCAAUACAGGGGAAGAAGGUUGAACAUAAUGGUGUUAAAAUUGAGCUCCUUGGUCAGAUAGAAUUGUAUUUUGAUAGAGGCAACUUCUAUGAUUUUACCUCUCUUGUACGUGAACUUGAUGUUCCUGGUGAAUUAUAUGAAAGAAAAUCAUAUCCAUUUGAAUUUUCUACGGUGGAGAUGCCAUAUGAGUCGUACAACGGAGUCAAUGUUAGGCUUAGGUAUAUACUGAAAGUGACAAUCAGUAGAAACUAUGUCAGCAACAUUGUGGAGUACCAAGAUUUUGUGGUUCGCAACUAUACUCCACCUCCGUCAAUCAAUAACAGUAUUAAGAUGGAAGUGGGGAUCGAGGAUUGUUUACACAUUGAAUUUGAAUACAGUAAAAGCAAGUAUCAUUUGAAGGAUGUCAUUAUCGGCAAAAUAUAUUUUCUUCUUGUUAGAAUUAAGCUCAAAAAUAUGGAGCUUGAGAUAAGGCGCCGAGAAUCAACUGGAUCAGGGCCUAAUACAUAUGUUGAGACAGAGACCCUUGCAAAAUUUGAGUUGAUGGAUGGUGCUCCUGUCAGAGGAGAAUCAAUUCCAAUCAGACUUUUCUUGAGUCCAUAUGAACUGACGCCAACAUAUCGUAACAUCAAUAACAAAUUCAGCGUGAAGUACUAUUUGAAUCUUGUUCUAGUGGACGAAGAAGAUCGACGAUACUUCAAACAGCAAGAAAUCACUGUGUACCGGCUUCUUGAAACUUGAUAAUUUUCUUUCAAAUCCAAUGAGUUCAGACACUUGAAUGUGGGAAAGAAGCGCAGAAUACUUCAUGACACAUAUAUUGGAACACUUUCUGGCUCUCUGGUAGAAGAUUGUAUGCUAAUAUUGGGCCUUGUUCCUCUGUAAUCUGCACAUUAAUGACUUGAUCUUUGGAGUUCUUUUAUUCAUCAAGCACCUGUGGAACGACAAGCCAUGACUAAUCCGUGUACUUUCAUCUUGUUAAGGAAGUCUUGGGCUGUUUUUGUGUGAACACAAGCGGUGGUUUUGCGACGGCAUCAUACAUGCAUCUCAGUCUCGUUUAUCCAUCAUGUAUUUUCCCUUCAAUGAAAGAAAAAAAAAUAAAUCUGGGUUCGAUCGUUGGCUCUAGGCUUGUUGAGUUGUUCAGAAAGUUGGCUUGCAUAGAGUUUGUUUUCCUUUGUCAGCGCUUUAAUCUUUAUUUAUGAUAAAUGAAAAUUGCUUGUACUCUGUUUUAUGUAA
Molecule: messenger RNA, 2001 nt
Organism: Theobroma umbraticum
Lineage: Eukaryota; Viridiplantae; Streptophyta; Magnoliopsida; Malvales; Malvaceae
Product: vacuolar protein sorting-associated protein 26A-like
Biological process (GO): intracellular protein transport
Source: RefSeq, a predicted model, not a curated record